Molecule: messenger RNA, 4409 nt
Organism: Halteromyces radiatus
Lineage: Eukaryota; Fungi; Mucoromycota; Mucoromycetes; Mucorales; Cunninghamellaceae
Exons: 4
Coding region: 67-4311 (1414 amino acids)
Cellular component (GO): fungal-type vacuole membrane
Source: RefSeq, a predicted model, not a curated record
UUUUUUUUUUAUUUUCAAUGCAGAACUGCUACUGUCACUUUGGAUAAAAAUGUCGCUAUUCCUGGUAUGAACGGUUUCAAGGAUGUUUCCAUCAAAACUUUUGAAUUACCUUCUGAUAAUCCCAAUGGAGGUAUCGAUGUCAAACUUGGCACUGUAUUGGUUAGUCCUUCUCCUGUAGGUGUUCAAAUGGGAACUAUUGAAAUGGAUAUGGCCUAUCAAGGUGUUAAUCUUGGUCGUGUACGCGCUGAAAACGUUACUUUGAAACAAGGUCCAAACGAAAUUCCUCUUACUGGUGUUUUAAUUCCUCAAACAGAUCCUGCUGCUUUGGAAAAAGUUGGAAAUAUGUUUACUACUUAUGUUAGCGGUGCUGUUGCUCAAACUUCUGCUACUGGUGUAUCUGCUGCUCCUAAUGGUAAAGACUCGGUUGACUGGCUUACCAAUGCUUUCAAAACUGUUCAACUCAAUGUCGGCUUGUCUAAUGCUGGUGGUCCUCUCAAGAUGAUUAAUGCUGUCAAUAUGGGUUAUCUUGAUCUUGCUUUCAAUGCUAAUGCUCCCUAUGCUCCUGUCUUAUCUGCUCCUUCUAUUGUUGCUGAUUUCCACAUUCCUUUUGGUUUCUCUUUGGAUAUUUACGAAGUCACUCAAAAUAUCACCAUGAACUCUACAUCCGGUGGCAACUUUUCUGAAUUGAUUGUUCCUUGGGUUCCUUCUCAAAGUAAUCAAGCUACUGGAAAACUUCAAUUUGCCGUCUCAAAUUCACCAAUUACUGCUUUGCCUGGAAAGGAUAGUGCCUUUGAUGACUACACUUUUGAUUUGACUGCUUCCGAUAGUUAUACUUUUGGCGUCACUGGUCUUGCGACAACAAAGACAAAAACUCCUAUUGGUAAUAUUACUCUUGGUGGUGUCACUUUCUCUGUACCUACUUCUCUUCAUGGUUUACAAUUCUUGAACAGUACUCCUACUGUCAUCAACAGUGUCGAUAUGACUGGUGGUACUCAACAAGCUCUUCAAUUGGAUAUUGGUGUGACAAUGGGUAAUCCUUCUGAUUUCAGCAUGUCAGUGGGUGAUGUUACUUUUGCCAUGUUUGCUGGUUCUACUCAAGUCGGUACUGUUACUUUAGCCAAUUUGACUCUUCAACGUGGUGACAAUACUGUGGUGGCCAAGGCUAACUUUGAUCCUAAAUCUUCUCAAGAUGGUCAAGGUAUGCUUACUGCUUUUGUUAUGGGCAAGAAUAGCUCUGCUUCUAUUGGUGGUUUCCAACAAUCUACUGCUAUCCAAUCUUUGGUCAAGGCUCUUUCUGCUAUUAAGAUCGAUACUACUCUUCCUGGUCUCAAAUCUCCUUUGAUUCAAAGUGCUGCUUUGACUGUCUUACCAGAUACUAUUCAAACAAGUAUUGUGAAUGUUGCUGUAUCUAUUGCCAAUCCUUUUACUGCUGGUUUAGCUAUUACUAAGGUCAGGUCUGCUGCUACUUACAAAGGUAUGCCUGUUGGAAACAUUGAUCAAGAUAUCAGUAAUAAUCCUUUCGUUAUUGGUGGUCAUGCUACUGCUUCUUCCCCUCAAUUGAACAUGCAAAUGAACUUGGAACCUGCCGCUGUUGCUCUAUUGAUGCGUGAUCUUGCUGUUGAUGCUCAUUUGGAUACCAAACCUUUGGAUGGUUUACUUGGUAUGGGUGGUUUCCAUAUUCAAGGUCAAGAAAAUGUUGAUCCUACUGCUGCUCUCUUCAAGGGUUUCAAUAUCUCCAGCUUUGUAAUGCAAGCCAUGACUGCUCUCAAGACCGAUCUGAAUUUGGAAUCUACUCUUCAAGUAGGUGAAUAUACUGAUGACUUGUCCUUCUCUCAAAAUGGUGUUCAAAUUACUUCUGAUGGUACUGUGACCCGAUUGAUUCCUGUGGUUGGUCAACCUAUUGUACAACAAAUUGUGAAUGGUGCUAUUCUCGGUUUUGAUAACCUUAUCUUAUCUGAUCCUACCAACAACAAUGCCAAGGUUCAAAUGAAGGGUUCUAUCACCAAAACAGGUCCUAUGGAUGCUACUAUUUCUUUCCCUACUCCUUUGACUAUUCGCUGGCAAGGAAAGACUCUUGGUACUGCUACUAUGCCUCCUGUUCAAGCCAUUGCUGAUCAAGGUGCUCAAUUUGAUGUUCCUUCUAACUUUGUGAUUACUGAUCAAGAUGCUAUGCAAGCCUUUGCCGCCUACAUGAUCAACAAUGAGGAAUUUGUCUGGGAUAUUGUCUCUAACGAUGUCUCUGUCACUGCUCUUGGUUUUACUUUUACUGGUAUCAAGAUGGAAAAAUUCGUGACUCUCAAGGGUGCCAAUGGAUUCAAGGGUGCUGUCACUAUCAACUCUUUCGACUUACCAUCCAACGAUCCUGCUGGCGGUAUUACUCUCACUUGUAACACCACUAUUGUCAAUCCUUCUCAAGUCGGUUUCUCUCUCAACUCUGUGUCAUUCAACAGUUUCUUCGAUGAUGUAUUAAUUGGUCCUCUUGCUGCUGCUCCUGGUAAUUUUGCUCCUAGUGGUUCUUCCUCUAUUCAAAUGAAGGGUCGCAUGGUUCCUCAAAAUAGUCAACAGGGUUUGGAUGCUGUUACUACUGUGUUUGAAAACUAUCUCAAUGCCAAUGAUUCGCUCUUGGUGGUACAAGGUGAUGCUGCAAGUGGUCCUGCUGGUCAAGUUGGUUGGCUCACUAGUGCUUUCAAGACUCUCAAGAUCGAAAAUGUAGUUUUGCCUGGACCCAAGGUCAAACCUAAUUUGAUUCCUUCCAUUACUAUGAUGAACAUGCAACUGGAUUUCACUAAGGAUCCUUAUUCUCCUAGUACAAGCUCUACCAAUGUCCAAGCUCAACUCAAGAAUCCUUUCGGUUUCCCUCUAGGUGUUUCUCAAUUGAACAUGGAAGCAGAUGCUAGCUUCUCCAAUCAAAAGAUGGCCCAUCUUUCUGUUCCUGAUGAAAAAGCGACUACCAAUAGUGGUGAAGUGGUUCAAACUCAAUUCUCUGACCUUCCCUUCAAGAUCGAAAGUGGUGCUCAUGAAUUAUAUAGUACCUUCCUUACUGGUCUCACCAAGUCUGCCAAUGCUUCCUUUGGUCUUAGUGGUACUACCAAUGCUAUCUCAACUACCGCUGUGGGUAAUCUCAAUCUCAAAGGUAUUGGUUUUGAUGUUGUUACUAGUUUGGCCGGUUUCGCAAACUUUGAUGGAAAGACAGAUAUUCUCUCACUCGCUGUCAGUGGUGGUACCAAGGAUUAUACUAUUGUCAGUACUGUUAUUGGUUUCAACAAUCCUUCUCAAAUUACAAUCACUGUUGGUGAUAUCAACUUUUCUUCCAAGAUGUCGGAUGGAUCCGUAGUUGGCCAAGUAUUUGUCAAAUCUGCUGUGAUCAAACCUGGUGCAAAUCAAUUUGAUGCAGAAUUCCAUCUUGCUGGUGACACCAAGGCUAUUGGACAAUUAUUCUCUGAUUAUUUGACCAAGGCUGUGGUUCCUUUGACUAUUUUUGGUACAUCUACCUCUACCACGAUUGAACCUUUGAAGGAAGCUUUCCAAACAGUGAAUCUUGCUACUACUAUGACUGGUAUUCAAUCCAACUUGGUUGCUGGUGUCAAGGUUAGUGUUACUAUUGGUGAUCUUGUUACCAAAAAGGCUCAAACAGUGGUGACUCUCCAAAAUCCUCUCAAAACAUCAUAUACUUUGACUGCUCUAAAAGCUGAUGUGUUCUUCCCUGGUAAGAGUGGUAAUUUCAAGGUGGGUCACAUUGAUUCUAUUCCUGGUCCUUGUGCCGUUCCUGCUGGUGGCUCUACUACUUGUGAUCAAUGGGAAGUUUCAAUGGAUGCGAAUAUUGCUCAAUUAUUGGAAGUUGUAACUGCUUCUGACAAGAGUAUGGAUUUACAACAAAAUCUUACUACUACUAUUGGUGGCUCGGAUGGUUAUGUAUCAAGCUUCUAUUAUUAUCAAGACAAGGUACCGACUGAAAUGGAUGUUGAUCUUGGUAUCUUUAAUUUGCCUUUGGGACCAAAGGUUAACACAACUGCAAAUCCUCUUGAAUCUAUGCCUGGUGGAUCAGUAUUAAGCUCUGCAACUUCAUCUCUUUUACCUUCUGUAUCUGACAUUUUGAAUCUUCCUACUGGUUCAUCUGGAAGUGACAAAUCCAAACCUUCAGCGACUCCAACUGAUACUGGAAAUGACAAAUCCAAUCCUACAACAACAAGUGAUGAUAAAUCCAAGGCCACUCCUACUAGCAAUGAUUCCAAGCCAUCUAGCGAUUCAUCUAAAAAUGAUGGAUCUUCGUCCUCCUCUUCUGCCUCCCAUCACUUUAUCUUUCCCUUUUAGACUCAUUUGAUUGAUUUCAAUUUAGAUGUAGACUAUUUUAUACAGUAAUUUAUAUUUUGUUUAUCUCAAUAAAACAUGAUUUAAUCAUUAUUACUUUA